CUGCAUGGCAUGUGUGGCUGCAAAUUAAAGACAACGACAAGUAACAGUAAAUAGUCAAAUCGUUGUGAUUUCAUUAAUAUAAUUCAGAUCUGGAGAAUCCAUAUGGUCUAAGUGAUCAAAGGAGAAUUUUGAGAGGAGUGUGUUUAUUCAUAGUGAAGCUAGAAAUGAAUAAGCUCAAAUUAGAAAGGCGAGCAAUCGCAUCUACAAAUCAAAUUAAUUGAUCCAUAUGCAAGAAGUGCUAUUAAAAAAGUUUAACGAUCUAAGAUAGACAAGAUCAGUUAAGCUUGUUUAGCCUAAAUUAAUAGGUUUAUAAUGGCUUCAUCAAGUUCUUGCAACUCUCCUUGUGCUGCGUGCAAGUUCCUGAGGAGAAAAUGCAUGCCUGGCUGCACCUUUGCACCUUAUUUUCCACCGGAGGAUCCACAAAAAUUCGUAAACGUUCACAAACUAUUUGGUGCCAGCAACGUCACGAAGCUUCUCAGCGAAGUCCAACCACACCAGAGAGAAGAUGUGGUGAAUUCUCUUUCAUAUGAAGCUGAAGCCCGGGUAAGAGAUCCUGUUUACGGAUGUGUAGGAAUCAUCUCCAUCCUCCAAAGACAAAUUGAUGUCCUUCAAAAGGAUCUAGAUGCUGCAAAAGCUGAUUUGAUGCGAUAUGCGCGUAACGCUACGCCUGUCAUGCCUCAUUUGAGUUCGAUUCAGCCAGCAACUUCACAGCAUAGAACCAUCGAUCAUUUUUCUGCAAAGAGGAUUGGUGGAUUGUACCAGCCACCACCUCCUUUUCCUAAUCCUUAUGCUAAUCGUCAAUGGAAUUCCUAUAACUCUUUUAAUUCUCGAGAGAAUUUGAGUGGUGGUGGUAGUGGUGGUGCUGGCGGCGGCGUCAGCGGUGAAGGUAAUAUAUGAAGUAGCUUAUUUCCCCUUGUCAGCCAUGAGAGGCAUAUAUAUAAAUCCAAAUCCAAACACCUUGUCAUUUAUACAUGUAAACCAAUGUAACUACUA
Messenger RNA from Lactuca sativa (garden lettuce), 993 nucleotides. RefSeq names its product LOB domain-containing protein 25. The record is from RefSeq and is a predicted model, not a curated record. Lineage: Eukaryota; Viridiplantae; Streptophyta; Magnoliopsida; Asterales; Asteraceae.